This is a messenger RNA of Bipolaris oryzae ATCC 44560, 252 nucleotides long. RefSeq lists its product as uncharacterized. The record is from RefSeq and is a predicted model, not a curated record. The transcript has a single exon. NCBI's taxonomy places the organism in Eukaryota, Fungi, Ascomycota, Dothideomycetes, Pleosporales, Pleosporaceae. The annotation marks the transcript as partial.
AUGAGUAAUAUCGAGGCUGCGCUUGCAGCUAUCGAUGCCUUAGGACCCGGGGAGUCUUUUACGUAUACUGAAAUUGCAAAAAGAUAUGGUGUUGUUCGAUCUACGCUUACCCGGAGACACCAAGGUCGCUGCGCCUCUCCUACAACAGGCUGCCAAAAACGACAGCUCCUCCACCCACAGCAGGAGCAGGCUCUAAUCGCCUAUAUCAAUCGACUGACAGACAGAGGCUUACCACCUACUCAGUCAAUGAUA